AUGUCACCACGUCAGGAAGAUUCGGCUGCGGAGCAGCAGCAGCAGCAACCGGAGCUAGAAGUCGAGGGGGUAGAUGAGAGCGAGGGGGAUCGACAAGAUCGUGCCGCAAGCACAACAACUCCUGCAGCCGGAGUACUGGGAGCACCCAACCACGCGUCGACGAGCGCCAAUAUCACACAGCCAGUCAAUCCGCAGGUCGUGCUCGCGCCUCCAACCCAGCCCGCCCAACCCGCCCAAGCUGCAGCACCCGCUACAGCCAUGGCAGUCCCGCUGCACGAUCUUCCCGGGCUCGCGCCCAACCAAGUCAUACCAGCGGGGUUCCAUGAAUACUUGCUUGGCCACGUCCUCCGCAAGCUACGAGCCGGCGAGCCUGGCAUGCAUCUCGGGGCGCUUCCCGGUUCCUUGCAAGCAAUGGUGGAUACAGAUGCAGCUGGUGAGGAGUCUGACCGCGACGCAGAUGGAGAAGAUAAUGAUCGCAUCUCGGGGGACGAAGAAGAGGAUGAAGAUGAUGAAGAAGAAGAUGAUGAUAGUGAGGACGAUGACGAGGAAUAG
Molecule: messenger RNA, 552 nt
Organism: Glarea lozoyensis ATCC 20868
Lineage: Eukaryota; Fungi; Ascomycota; Leotiomycetes; Helotiales; Helotiaceae
Exons: 2
Coding region: 1-552 (183 amino acids)
Source: RefSeq, a predicted model, not a curated record